CCAUCACAGAUCACACCGCCCGCACAUUGCCUGCUUACUGGCUCCCCGCCAUUGCUGACCAGUGACCGCAACCACCACCUUCCUGCCACUAUAUAUAUACCCCGCGCGCGCGCUGACGCAGUGACAAAUCGCACGGGCGGCGCGCGGCUUAGCUGUAUUGCACUGUCCACCACCACCAGCAUCAAAUAUCUCCGGCGAGAGCUUCAGCGAUAUUUGUUUCUGGAGAGCUUGCCGGGAAGGAGGAGGAGGAGGAGGAGCGGCGGCGGCAUGGUGUUCUUCUGCUUCCUGGUGGACCAGCGGCGGAAGGUGCGGAGCAGCAAGCCGGCGGCGGGGAUCUGCUCGCGGUGCGGCGGCUGCGCCAGCGUGGCGGACAUGGAGACGGCCACGCGGCUCUGCUACCUCCUCACCGUGCACCGCGUCACCUGGCGCGCCAUCAUCUGCACCUUCUGCGGCGCCAUGCUCAAGUCCUACCGCCACUACAGGCUCUACUAGACCGGCGAUUGAUCUGCGCGCGCGACGGACGUCUCCACCCGCGUCCCGUUUCCUGACGGCCGGUGGACUGGAGCCUGCAUGUAUGUGCUAGCUAGUUUUGUUUGCUCGAUCUGCUUAUUAAUUUGUGUUUCAGGCAUGCUCUCUAGCUUGAGCUUGGAGAUUGUUGCACUGGAUUCUUGUGGUCUUAUGUACAUAUACGGGGUAGUAUUCUGCAAGGUGGCAAGUCUUGAUUAGUUAUUUAAUUUCCUCCGAAGGUUGCAUUGCCUUGUCUUCUCACUCUCCGUCGAGACUGUAAAAACUGAGAAAGGGUUUUGCUCCUAUUGCA
Triticum aestivum (bread wheat) is the source of this 817-nucleotide messenger RNA. RefSeq lists its product as uncharacterized. Bases 268 to 492 code for a protein of 74 amino acids. NCBI's taxonomy places the organism in Eukaryota, Viridiplantae, Streptophyta, Magnoliopsida, Poales, Poaceae. The transcript has a single exon. The record is from RefSeq and is a predicted model, not a curated record.